Oppiella nova is the source of this 2889-nucleotide messenger RNA. Lineage: Eukaryota; Metazoa; Arthropoda; Arachnida; Sarcoptiformes; Oppiidae. The record is from the annotation of a GenBank genome assembly.
CAUCAAUUUGAGCAAUUGUUUGUCAUUGCAUUGAGUAUUGAAUGCAAAUAAAUGUUAUGAUUGUCUCAAUAAUUGUCUCACAAUUACAUUGUAUGGUCUCAUCAGUGAUGUUGUGAUUGCGUGCAUGUGUUGGACAAUGUGUUUGCCAUACAUUUGAAAGCAUAGUCUCAUUGUAUUGAUUGUCGACAAUGUUCUGGCAGUUUGACAACGGGUUUGUCUCUCAGAUCGAUGCCCUCCUCGACAAAGAGACCGUCUCUCUACAAGAACUCAUGGACGAGGAGGACAUUCUUCAGGAGUGCAAAUCACAGAAUCAAAAGCUCAUUCAAUUCAUAACUCGUGGUUCAGUAGUGGAAGAGAUGGUAACAAUGAUCACAAGUGAGCCACCGAUGGACGUGAAUGAGAGGAUGCGCUAUAAAUACGCGAACAUCGCGUGUGAGAUAAUGACCAGUGAUGUGAAUGUAAUAAUCGAUGCCUUAGUAUCGGAUGACUCGAUGCUCAGCAAACUGUACGGUUUCGUGGACAGGGAGGGCCCCCUCAACCCACUGUUGUCCAGCUUCUUCAGCAAAGUUAUGGGACUCUUAUUCGUCAAGAAAACGGAAGUUGUGUUUGAGUUUCUCAAGUCUAAAGACUUGAUUAGUUUACUGUUGACUCAUAUCGAGACGUCGGCCGUAAUGGAUCUGAUUCUUAAACUUAUAGUUAGUGUCGAUAACCUGGAUCUCAGAAAAACUAUAAUUGAUUGGCUCCACGAAAACGAUUUAAUUAAGAAAUUAUUAUUUAUAUUGAAAACCGAUUGUUUGCCUCAAAGGCAUAUAAACGCCGCGCAAUUGAUUUGUGACAUAAUUAAGACCAGUCGUGAACACCAGUCCCUACUUCAGGACAAAGCCGACAAAGACUUAUUGCUUGAGUCGCUAGAAUCCACUGAAACCGUGAGUCAAUUACUGGACCACAUCUUCACCACCAGAACAGAGAGCAGUCUCGUGAGUGGGCUCUCGAUAAUCCAAUCCCUUCUCGAAUAUAAGCGCCACUGUAUGAAUAUCAAUACACAGCACAUACCGACCCUUCAAACAAAUGUUCAAAAUUCUGAAUUCGAAGGAAUGCCUCAAUGCUAUGGCCAACAGAUGCAGAACCUUAAUGGCUGUCAACAGCCCACACCUCUCGACACCGAAAGGUUGACUCAAUGUAUACGACAAGUGGAGGCAGCGAUUCUGCCGCGACUCCACGAGUUCUCUUCGCUUCUGGAGAACCCUCCACAACAGCAACCAAUCAUAACGACCGUCGGUGUCAUCGAGAAGCCAUUGGGAGCCACACGUCUGGAAGUGGCGCAUCUGAUCACUGCUCUUCUCAACACUAAUAACCAACAAAUAAGUGACAAAUUGCUUCAAAUGAAUACUUUGCCUCUUCUUGUGAACCUAUUCUUCGAGUAUCCGUGGAAUAACUUUCUGCACAAACAAGUGGAGCAUACGAUCGCUUGUAUUGUGAACAACAAUUGCAACUCUGAAUCCAAUGGUAACGAAUUGCCUCCAGAUUGUGAUCAACCCAUCACUUCAACUAAUAAUGUCUCGGCUUUAGUCAAACAACUGUUAACUCAGUGCCAACUCAUUGAACGAAUUUGUGACUCUUUCGAUGAUAACAAUUCAUCCAAUAAUGAGAAUCAGACUGAAGCGAAGCCUAUAUACACUCCUCCGCCAGGAUAUCAGGGACAUUUAGUUAUAAUCGCCAAUUUAAUUACUAAUAAAUGCAGCACUGAUUUACUCCAACAACUCUUAUCCGCCGAAACAUUUGAGAAGUGGAAGACAUUUGUCGAACAAAUAUUAAGCAAAAUUAACACAACUCUCAACACUCCGCUCGUUAAUGAAAUGCCACAUUCAGUGGCAAUGGAUGAGGAGUCGCUCCGACAACAGGAAAGCACACUUCAACAGGCCUUCAUUGAGUAUCAGAUGCAACAAAUGACACGAAAUCUUUGCACUCAGAUUGCAUUCGCCGCCAAUGAGUUCACUGAACAUACACAACAAAAGGAUAAGAGUUUAGAGUUUGAAAAACUGUGUACCGAAAGAGCAAAAGCAAGUCUUGACAGUAAUAGCAGUGAUGACGAAGACCUAUGGGAAGACCGGGAGAUGACUUUCACUCAAACUAUUAACGCUGAACACAAGUUAAGCGUGGAAUCGGCUGUAUUUUCGGACCAUUCGUUCCAUACAUUCAAUUCUUCCACUAAUCAAAUGAAUAAACUCUUGAAUCCUAUGGAUGUCGACCAAAAUGAUCCCUGGGGUUCUGAAGAGAGCGCUGCUCCGAUGGCACCCAUUCCUAUGGAGACAUCCAAUCCAUGGGAGAAUCUGAACGCAAACAAAAUGGAAAGUCAGGAAACUAUUACGACCAGCACUUCGGCCAUGUCUUCGGGCAUAGAAGCAGACUCUUGGGCUGACUUCAGUAGUUUCUCGACAAUUGAUUUUAACUCUUCCAUAAUGAGCACAUCCAUCAGCAAUAGUCUCACCACACCUACGAUCACAUCUUUAUCUUCAUCUGAAGCGCCGAUCCCUACAACCGAUUUUCCUGAGAGUACUACAUGUGACGAACCAUUGCUAACAUCUGAAGUGGGCUCGAGUUCGAGCGCUGACUCUAAGAGUGCCGCCAAUUCUUCGCAGGACUCGGCUUUUGUUAAGAACUCGAGUGAAGAUCAGGAGAAUGUGGUCACGUCUUCUACCAGCGAUUCCAUAACUAAUGGUCCCAACUCUUGAACACAUCUGAUGUCUGAGCCAUUGUUUUAAUAGAAGUGAUAAUUUCUAAAUAAUUAUAUUAAAUAAGUCCUCUUAUAAGGAUUGAAAUAUAUAUUUAAAAUGAAUAAUCGAAAUAAAAUGAAUAAAUUUGACGACAAAUAUUUUUAAAGAUUAGUCC